Messenger RNA from Musa acuminata AAA Group (dessert banana), 1871 nucleotides. RefSeq names its product beta-glucosidase 24. Lineage: Eukaryota; Viridiplantae; Streptophyta; Magnoliopsida; Zingiberales; Musaceae. Bases 81 to 1718 code for a protein of 545 amino acids. Gene Ontology annotation, biological process: carbohydrate metabolic process. The transcript has 13 exons. Gene Ontology annotation, molecular function: beta-glucosidase activity. The record is from RefSeq and is a predicted model, not a curated record.
GGUUGACAUAAGAGACAAAUCAUUCCUUGUAAUGAUGUAAUUGUUCUGAGACACACUGUAAUGGGUAUGGUAAAGUAUUCAUGUGGAAGCUCUCUUUCGACAGUCCGUCUGCAUCCAUAAAUAGGGGAAGAUCUCCGGCUUCCAUCUCUCUCUCUCUCUCUCUCUCUCUCUCUCUAAGACAAAUGGCAUCUGCUUGCGUAGUUGCCGUCCUCCCCUUUGUGGCGGCACUGAUGGGAUCACUAUGGGGAGGGGCUUCGGCGCACGGCGUCGCCGCCUCGUCUUUCAACAGUAGCUCCUUCCCUGCUGGCUUUGUCUUCGGCGCGGCCUCUGCAGCUUACCAAUACGAAGGUGCAUUCCGAGAAGGUGGCAAGGGGCCGAGCAUUUGGGACACCUUCACUCAUCACCACCCAGAGAAAAUAAUGGAUAGGAGCAAUGGAGAUGUGGCAUUAGACUCUUACCAUCGUUACAAGGAAGAUGUGGCGCUCAUGAAAGAGAUGGGAGUGGAUGCCCACAGGUUUUCCAUCUCUUGGUCGAGGAUCUUACCAAAUGGAAAGCUCAGUGGAGGAGUCAACAAGGAAGGCGUCAAACAUUACAACGAUCUCAUCGAUGAGCUCCUGUCAAAUGGUUUGCAGCCCUUCGUGACCCUCUUUCACUGGGACCUGCCUCAGGCCCUGGAGGAUCAGUACGGUGGUUUCUUGAGUCCAUUCGUCAUCAAAGACUUCCGCGACUUCGUGGAAGUGUGCUUCGGGGAGUUCGGCGAUCGGGUGAAGCACUGGAUCACCUUCAACGAACCCCUGAUCUUCUCCACCAUGGGUUACGCUACAGGACAGACGGCACCGGGCCGAUGCACCCCCAUACUCGUCGGCAAUUGCACUGCAGGGAACUCGGGCAGGGAGCCCUACGUGGUGGCUCACCACCAGUUGCUCGCCCACGCCGCCGCCGUGAAGCUCUACAGGGACACAUACCAGGGAUCUCAGAAGGGAAGAAUAGGAAUCACACUGACGACCACAUGGUUUAUUCCACUCUCCGAUUCCAAGUCCGACGUCGAUGCUGCUCAAAGAAUCCUAGACUUCAAUUACGGAUGGUUCAUGGAUCCUCUAACCGGAGGGGACUACCCAUUCAUCAUGCGGACGCUUCUCGGGGAUCGCCUACCGAGGUUUACCGACGAGGAAUCCAGGCUGAUUAAAGGAUCAUUCGACUUCAUCGGCCUCAAUUACUAUACUGCAAGCUAUGCUUACGGUCUUCCUCUCUCCAAAACCGGCGUUCAGAACUACAUGACAGAUUCUUUUGUCAGCAGCACCGCGGUUCGUAACGGAGUUCCGAUCGGUCCUCAGGCUGCUUCCAGUUGGCUCUACGUCUACCCGAAAGGGAUAAGAGAUCUCCUGUUGUACACGAAAUCCAAAUACAACAAUCCGGUGAUCUACAUCACGGAGAAUGGUAUCGAUGAGGUAAACGAUGAAACAGUGCCUCUCAAGGAAGCACUCGAGGAUAAGACGAGGGUCGAGUACUACAGGGGGCAUCUGCUCUACCUGCAGAGAGCUAUCAGGAGAGGAGCAGACGUGAGGGGAUUCUUCAUGUGGACGCUGUUGGAUGACUUCGAAUGGAACUCAGGCUACACUGUAAGAUUUGGACUCCAUUAUGUGGAUUUCAAGGAUGGGCUGAAGAGGUACCCCAAGAGAUCUGCACUCUGGUUCCGUGAGUUCCUCAGGAGAUCGUAGAUGAUGCAUCUGCCACUGGAAGAAUCAUGAUUUGACGCUUGCUUCUGCUUUCUUUGACUGCAAAGAAACUGGCUGUUCUUGUGGUGCAUGUUGGAGUCUCGAGACAAUGCUGUUGUGCUUGCAAUAAAAUGCUACUUGUUUUCACUUUGAUAA